Molecule: messenger RNA, 2765 nt
Organism: Pelobates fuscus (common spadefoot toad)
Lineage: Eukaryota; Metazoa; Chordata; Amphibia; Anura; Pelobatidae
Exons: 9
Coding region: 176-1594 (472 amino acids)
Biological process (GO): activation of protein kinase B activity
Cellular component (GO): plasma membrane; Golgi apparatus
Source: RefSeq, a predicted model, not a curated record
AUUGGUUGUUUUAAACAUUACCCACACAUGAUGUAUAAUAAAAAAAACAGAUACUUCCUUGUGAGACAGCUAUAAAAGGUGACACGUUCUUGAUUUACCACAAACCUCAUAUAAAGUGCUGCUGAGUACAUCCUUAAGCAAAGAUUUGUCUACUCAUCAGAGCUUCUUCUUCAAAAUGGACAAUGGAGGGUUUGAAAUGCAAGAAGAGGGUAUGGCGGGUCCUAACCCACAGAAAAAUAAAAAAAAUGUCAUGUAUAUUUCAUCCGGUCAGGAAAAGAGCCAUUCGUGUUCUCUAAUGAGAAUCUUCCUUGUUUGCUUUUUGGCUUGCCUGAUAACCACGGCACUUGGAGUGUUGAUUCUGUCCUUAGUUUAUGUGGGGCAUUUUAAUGAAAAAGACAAUGGGGAGGCAAUGAGUCCUGGUAUGGGUGCGAACCCCCCAAAGAGAGAAGCCAAAAGUCGAUUUAAUUUUCUGCAUCAACUUGGAAAAUCAAAGGCAUUCCAAUUUCAAGGAGGUGCAAUCCAGUGGGCCCGGUUCAGGAAUAAUCCAGACGAAUAUAACAGUGAGAAUGAAAUGAAGUUUGGAGACAGUAUAAACAGUCAUCAAUCUAAAAUGAUGGCAGGCACCCUACGCAUUUUGAGCAGAGGUCUGAGAGCCCCACACUGGCACUUUAAUGCCAAUGAGCAUGGGUUUCUGGUACAGGGCAAGGCAUGGAUUGGUGUUGUGGAUGAUGGAGCUAACACUGUGGCCACAUUUAAUGUUUCUGCCGACCAAGUCAUCUUUUUUCCAAAAAACACUCUCCACUGGGUGAAAUGUGUGGGGGAUGAAGAUUGCCUUUUCCUUCUUUUUUUCACUACACACGAUGAGCUGAAAACCCUUGAUGUGGAUGAUGCAUUCUUUAAGACUCCAGAAGACAUUGCUUCAAGGUCAUUAAAGCCAGACGGAGGGGUAGAGUUCAUAAGGACAUUCAAGAGGCCAAUUGAAGACCAAGCUAUCAACCUCCCACCAAACCUGGUGGAGCUUAUCCAGAAUGCCAGCUAUGUCCAGUCUGAAGACAAUCUUGUUGGGAAAUAUUUUUAUGACUUGAUAGGCUCCAAGAAGUAUCAGUUCCCUGGAGGUAUCAUUCAGUGGGCGCGCUAUCGCAGAAAUUCAGCGGACCUGAAUGAAAAAGAGAGAGUCUACAGUGAAUCCAUCAAUAAUCACGAGGAUACACUCACCCUUGCAACAUUAAGAAUUUACAGCAAUGGCCUCAGACAACCACAUUUUCAUUUCAACGCUCAUGAAAUGGGAUAUGUUAUCAGUGGAUGUGGACUGAUUGGUAUUGUGGGUGCAGAGCCAGUUGAAGAGUUUGCCAUUGACGUGGGAGAUGUAUUUUUCUUCCCGAUUGGAACCCAGCAUUACAUUAAGAGUGUUUGUACAGAAGAUUUAUAUAUGAUUCUAGCCUUCAGCACAGGAAACCAGUUGGAAACCCUUGAUAUGGAUGACUAUUUCCACGCUACAGCAGAUCACAUCCUAGCUCAGCUUUUCAACAAGAAACAGAGUGAAUUUAAGAAGAUUCCGAGAUUUAAUGAAGACCAGGCUGUGAACAUACCGUAAACCCAUUAACUAGCCAUGUGGUCACACGUAGACAUUAUCAAUGCUGCUGGGACAUAUGUCUGUCCAUUCAGUCGAACUGAUUGUUGAAUAAUGAUACAGAAUGUAAUAAUUUAAUGACCUCAAAGGUUCUCAUAUUUCAUCCUCUUCCACAAUGCUGCAGGUGGAAACAUUCUGCUUAUAUAUUAUAUGUGUUUACAAUGUAUCCCGGGUGGAUCCUCUGUCUGGCCACCCAGAUUAUUUUAUGUUUAAUGAUGCAGCGCAUCAUCUAACCAGUUCAAUAGUUAAAGGGGAUCUGUCACUUCUUUGGAAUUUACAUAACAGAACAAAACAAGCUAUUCGUUGUGUUAACCUUUUUUCAUGAGUUGUUUCAUUUUUAUUUAAGUUUAAAUUAGAAUUUUAGAAAACCCAUCAUAAUCCAGUCCAGGCAAAGUCAGGGCAAACAAUGCAAGUGAAGAGGAGAAAUGGAAACAUUGUUUUAUUGCUCCUGUUUUCUCCAUGCUUGCUUUUGGGUGCAAAGGACUGAGCUUAUACUGAUGAUAGAGAAGGAGCUAAGCUGGAGGCUCACAGUUGCAGGAUAAAGAUGUAUAUCAAUGUAUAUUCACUUCUAACUCUGGUUUACUUAAAGGAGCAUUCUAACAUUAGACAUACAAACAGGUAUUUUAAAGUUUAGAGCGGACUCCUGUUUAUUUACAUGCAGGACACCCCCUGAAAAUAAAGAACCUUCACUUACAUUUCUUUCCACGCCGGUGUUGAUAACCUCAGCCAAUCCAAUUCAUCCCCAUAGGGAAGCAAUGGUGGGCUAUUGCGCAUGCAUGGCAAUCAAUAUCUCCUCACUGAGAUGCACUGGGUGUCUAUGGGAAGCGUUUGUGUCUUCAUGCAGAGCUUGAAGACAUUGAACGUCGGCUCUGCAAAGAUUUCAGAACCACAACAGGGAGCACCUUGAGUGACUGUCAGAAUGACAACCACUAGACGUUUUCUCAGGGGCAAAUGUACAUACUUCCUUUCUCAGAAAAGGUAAUGUGUACAAAUGUCAUACUGUUGGGACAGACUUUUCACAUGUUCCUGGAAUACAGAAUAAAUUCAAUCGCCUCUACGUGCAGAAUCUAUGCCAGAAGAUGGAAAAGAAAUCCAACUCAGUUAAGUUGACAUUUUUUUCCCUGUUUUGUAGAAA